Molecule: messenger RNA, 2980 nt
Organism: Trichomycterus rosablanca
Lineage: Eukaryota; Metazoa; Chordata; Actinopteri; Siluriformes; Trichomycteridae
Gene: nfatc2a
Product: nuclear factor of activated T cells 2a
Exons: 10
Coding region: 1-2619 (872 amino acids)
Biological process (GO): calcineurin-NFAT signaling cascade; cytokine production; regulation of transcription by RNA polymerase II
Cellular component (GO): transcription regulator complex
Molecular function (GO): transcription factor binding; DNA-binding transcription factor activity, RNA polymerase II-specific; RNA polymerase II cis-regulatory region sequence-specific DNA binding
Source: RefSeq, a predicted model, not a curated record
AUGAGCAGUUUUAAUGAAAAUAAAGACUUGGGGCCGUCUGGAGAGCUUAAUGAUGUGGGCUGCCCUGAUGAACUGGAGUUUGAUGACCUUUUUAACUAUGAGCCACCUGACAGCAACUUUCACACUGGAGAUCAUUCAGAUGAAACCAAUCUACCCCCACACAAAGUCCUCACACACCCUUACCUUUUGGAGGAACCCUCUGCCUACUCUGAAACCAGUUCAGAAGCUCUGUCUGCCUAUGAGCUUCUGGAGCCUAAAAAUUACCUAGACUAUGCCAGGCCUGGUGCCCAAGCAGUGAGCCCCAGGAUCGAGAUAACACCAUCACGUGAGUACCACAGCCACGGGCACAACUCGCUCCUCGACCAGCUGGUGAAUGCCAGCACCAGGCCUACACUCACCGUGCCCGGCCUGGACUCUUCGGCCUACCGCGAGCCUUUGUGCCUCAGCCCAGCCAGCAGCAACUCCUCGGCCUCGUGUCAUUCCGAAUCCUAUUCGCCCUUCACUUCACCCUGUGUGUCUCCGGGCAACGGGCAGGUUGUGUCUGGAGAGCUGUGCCCUCGAUUCCAAAACAUCCACACGGGUUCGCCUCGUACCAGCCCGGGCACCUCACCUCUCACCAACCAGGCCGAGGAGAGCUGCUCGUCCCCGAGGCCCGGCUCCCGCUCCACGUCACCUCAGGGCAAGCGCACCUACGAGAUGUACAGGAAUCCAAAUCUGGUGGCCUCAGCUCGAUCGAGAAGUCCUUCGCCGAUCAGCGGGCAUAACGAGCGCCAAUCGAACAGCCAUUAUGUUUACAGCAUGCCAGAGGUUGCUAACGGGCUCGGCCAGCCAGCUUCAGUGCCCACGAAGAUAGUGAGAGCCAACCACCAAGCCUACACCAUGUACCCAGAUGGCCAUGCCGAGAACUACCUGGUGGAGCAAGACAUCAAGACCAAAACAGAGCCUUUCUAUGUUAUUCCGUCAAUCUGGUCCAAGCAGUUGGUGCCUGGAAUCUGCAGUAUCCCGGUGACCUCGCUGCCUCCUUUGGAGUGGCCACUGCCCAGCCGCACCGAUCAGUACAAGCUACAUAUUGAGGUGCAACCCAAACCACACCACAGGGCACACUAUGAGACCGAGGGCAGCCGCGGGGCUGUCAAAGCCCCCACUGGUGGACAUCCAGUGGUGCAGCUGCUUGGAUAUAGAGGCAAAGAGCCUCUGGGCUUGCAGAUCUUCAUUGGGACAGCAGACGAGCGGAUCCUAAAGCCCCAUGCCUUCUACCAGGUGCAUCGUAUUACAGGCAAAACUGUGACCACGACCAGCUAUGAGAAGAUUAUCAAUGGCACCAAGGUCUUGGAGAUUCCCCUAGAGCCCAAGAACAACAUGAAGGCAAUAAUUGACUGUGCUGGAAUUCUGAAGCUUAGGAACGCUGAUAUAGAGCUGAGGAAGGGCGAGACGGAUAUCGGACGGAAGAACACUCGCGUUCGGCUGGUUUACCGCAUCCACAUACCCCAGCCAGGGGGGCAAUAUGUGUCUCUCCAAGCAGCAUCUCAUCCUAUUGAGUGUUCACAAAGAUCAGCACAUGAGCUGCCUAUGGUGGAGAAGCAGGACAUGGACAGCUGUUCGGUGCUUGGAGGACAACAGAUGAUCCUGACCGGGCAGAAUUUCAGUGCUGACUCGAAAGUGAUUUUCACUGAGAAGACACAUGAUGGACAGCAAAUUUGGGAGUUGGAGGCGACAAUCGACAAGGAUAAAAGUCAAGCCAGCCUGCUGUUUAUUGAGGUGCCUCCUUAUCGGGAUCCAUCCAUUUGCCAUCCAGCUAAAGUGAACUUUUAUGUAAUCAAUGGGAAGCGGAAACGCAGUCAGCCUCAGCACUUCACGUAUACACCUCUUCCAGUCUCAUCCAUCAAAACAGAACCAGUGGAUGAAUAUGAGUCUAGACAGCUGGGCUAUCCAAUUUCCCAGACCAUGGGUGUGUCCCCUCACUCCUAUUAUCACCCUCGAUCCGUCCUCAACUCGGAUACUAACCUGCUCCCCAACAUGACAUCCUGUCCUCAGAAUCAUUCGGGAAUCUCCCCUUCAGAAGCCUGUUUCCAGCAGCACAUCGUCUAUUCCCGUGCUGAGAAGAACAUAGGGCCUAGCUUCUACAUCCAAACUGGAGUCAUGAUGCCAGAAGCCCAUCGUUCAGUCCUGGUCCAUACCGGUUCCCCAGCCAAAUCCUCUCACCUGAUUGGCCAGCAUCCUGUCAUUCAGUUCUCUCCCACCAACCACCACAUUUUACGAGGGGGAGAUUCCAUUCCUCCACCACCUCCGGAGAAUCAAAAUGUCUACUGUGACAGUUACAACCAGCCUGAGACUCAAGCAGCACCAGCUACACGUUCACCUGUUCCAUCGCAGGCCCCUGAAACCCAGAAUUACCCUACAGUCAUCCAGCAACAGCCCUACUCACAAAGGCUUCCCAAAGACAGAUCUCCUCCCAGCCAGGUCCAUCCACAAAGGUGUUCCUCCGCUGAAGAACAGAAAGCUUCUGUUCCUGGACGAGUCACCGUCAAGCAGGAGAACCUGGAUCAGGCCUACCUGGAUGAUGUGAACGAGAUCAUAAGGAAGGAUCUGACAGGACUUCCUGGACGAGCACAGACAUAAAGGAACGAUGCAGGAAAUGCGUGGGACUUGCACUAGUGCCUUCUUCUACAUGGAUCAUAUUACAUUUCCUACACAACACCAUCAAUCCCAUUUUCAUAUUUCAAAAUCAAAAUACUUUUCGACCUGAGAUUCAUCUGACGGCAACUAGAUAAUGCUUCACAGUCCGGGCAAACAAUUACCAUCUGAAGCAGCUGAUUAAAUAGCCUUGCAGUUCCAGAAUGCACCAGCUCGUAUGUCCUUGUGUUCGUGAGUUACGUUCUUAAGACCCUGUAAAACCGUUUAAGGUCGACUAAAAUGAAUUCAAUCCAUUUCCCUCUACUCUGAUUUCACGCUUCAUUGCAAUCCGGCUCACUUUGCUGAC